Anoplophora glabripennis (Asian longhorned beetle) is the source of this 1054-nucleotide messenger RNA. RefSeq lists its product as uncharacterized. Gene Ontology annotation, molecular function: zinc ion binding. NCBI's taxonomy places the organism in Eukaryota, Metazoa, Arthropoda, Insecta, Coleoptera, Cerambycidae. The coding region runs from base 14 to 835 and encodes 273 amino acids. The record is from RefSeq and is a predicted model, not a curated record. The transcript has 2 exons.
ACACGUGGUUUCGAUGACGAUGAUCCAUAAUUUUUGCAUCGAUCACCCUAAGCAACUUGAACGAGGUGAGAAUGCAUAUGCUAGUGGCCACGUCGUCGAAGUGCGGUUUGAUAGCGAUUUCAAGCCAGCUGUGCUAACAGGAAAGGUUAUGGCUAGCAUGAAAAAUAAAAGUUAUAAUGUGGAGAUUUGCAUCGAUUUGGAUGGAGGGAUAGUGGAUGCCACUUGCCAGUGUCCAAGGGGACAAGUGAUUUGCCACCACAUGGCAGCUUUAUGUAUACAUGCAUACCAUAAUGUAAGCGUUAUCGAUAAGGCAUGUCAGUGGAACAUUCCAAAGCAGGCCGGAGGAGCAGACCAUAAGGCCUUGAAGGACAUCUUUCCUCCAAAGAAAGCUGACUUUUGUGCUGUCAAACGAGUGGCAACUGCAGAAGAAAUAAAAAAUUUCCAAGUCAAUCUGUAUGGAAACAUUGUAGGCUUUUCUUGGCUGCUACAACCCGAACCUCAAUCGGAAGCUUUCAUCAUACCAGAUAUUGACUGCAUAAUUUAUUCAGUUGCCUUUAUUGAAGCAGAAGACAAAGCGCUGUUUGUAUGUAAUAGACUCGCCAUUACUGAAGAGGUCAGGAAUUCUAUUACGCAGUCAACAAUUGCGCAAUCAAAGAAUCCCAAUUGGCUUGUGGCUCGCAAGUACCGCUUAACAGCCAGCCACUUUGGGGAAGUUUUGCCUGCCUGUAAGAGGGACCGAUAUCCUCCUUCACUAUUCAAGAAUCUUCUACGAUUACGAUGUGACUGGAGUACAGGCAGUCCAGUGGGGGCUGCAGCACGAAGAAUUAGGGCUUGACGCUUUUACCUUAGCCAUGGGUCUUCAAGUGGUACCAACAGGUUUGUGGAUGGAUAUGUGCGGAUUUUUGGGUGCUUCACCUGAUGGCUUAGUUGGAGAUAAUGCAAUUAUAGAAGUAAAGUGCCCAUUCAAGUAUCGCAAUAUCUCUGAGCUCAGCCUUAUGUGAAGAUCACACAUAUAUAAUUUACAAGGACCAAAACAAUGAAACUCAGAUCAACA